Messenger RNA from Aaosphaeria arxii CBS 175.79, 1116 nucleotides. RefSeq lists its product as uncharacterized. Lineage: Eukaryota; Fungi; Ascomycota; Dothideomycetes; Pleosporales. The record is from RefSeq and is a predicted model, not a curated record. Bases 1 to 1116 code for a protein of 371 amino acids. The transcript is spliced from 2 exons.
AUGUCGCCCUCAAUAUUCUCUGAUCAACAUUGCCCGCCAACUUGCUCGACUGCACCAACUUCCUUCACAUCGCCAACCUCCCUAGACGUGCUAGCUUCCGUAUCAUUAGCCGCACUCGAUCCCUCUAGUAUACCCGCUUCCUUCACAUCGCCAACCUCCCUAGACGUGCUGGCUUCCGUAUCAUUAGCCGCACUCGAUCCCUCUAGUAUACCCGCUUCCUUAACAUCACCAGUUUUCUUACCUGCGCCCUUGAAAGCACUACCAGUUCCAUCGACUACGACUGCUUUUUCAACCGUGACAGAACUACCAACUUCCUCUGCCGCAACUUCCCUCAGCCUGGUUGACGCGGAUCGUGCCCAGAAUUGGGUGUCGCCUUUGGUAUCCUCCGGUCAGCAUCAAGAGCCAGAGUCUCACAUUCGUGAAGAUAAUUUGGACACGUAUCCGACAAUAUCGAAACGUUGUAAAAGCAAAAGGCACUUCUGUUCAAUGGGGGAUUGCGAGAGGAGACCAUUAUCAAGCAAAAGUGCUCUCAAAAAGGAUCAAAUAGACCUCCAUUCCCAACGGCAGAAAACUAAACCGAGAUGGCGACUACAAGACGAAGAACUUCUCUGGGACCUACGCAAGAAGAGAAUUAGCUGGAACACUAUACAAACACACUUUCCAGGCCGUUCACUAUGCUCGGUUGAGCAUAAAUAUCGAGUUAUGAAGGCUAAACAACGAUCAAACGACCCUUCUUCGACCAUGAGCAUCACGAAUGAUGGCCUUUCCUCAGAUAACUCUUCUUUAACCAGAAGAAUCACGACUAAUGGACUGUUUCGGACCGCACCCUCAACUGCACUACCAAUCUCCUUGGCCGCACCGAAUUUCUCAACCGCAUCAACUUCCUCAUGCCCGACAGUUCCUUCAACUGCACUCUCAACUGCACUGUCGACUGCACCCUCAACCGCACCCUCAACUGCACCCUCAACUGCACCCUCGACCGCACCCUCAACCACCCUGGACCGCACCCUCAAUCACACCCUGGACCGUACCCUGGACCGCACCCUCGACCGCACCAGUCCCCUCUCAAUCAAUUGGAUAUCAACAACGCAGCGACAGUUUCGAGCAUCCACGUAG